AUGGCUUUACUCAAAGCAGUGUGGUUUGCUGUUAGUCUUCUGGUUAUAUGCUAUAAUCUCGGCCAGCCGGGAUUCAGACAGUCUGUGUCGGUCUUCUUUGAGGAAUUAAUGGGUAUUAAAUCAUCCAGUCUUCAUGUAAGGGAAAAAAGAGAAGUUUUUACUCUAGCUCAAACAACUAUCGCUAAUUAUGAGUUCCAAGCUGUUAUAAACCUUUCGGACCUGGAGAUCCUUCAGCUGUUUCUCAACAACCUCAGCUUUCCAAUAUCAAUCAACAGCACCAGUGAAAUUUCCAGCAUGGACAUGACAACAGUGUGUUCAACUAAUAUAACUGAGUACCAGUGCAGGUGUGAGAAGAACUUUGCUUGGUCUUAUAACAACUGCGUUAAAUACAGAGUCUGUGAUGGCAUUCUUGGUGACACAUGUGGCUGCAUUAAUGACUUCCCAGCUGAUGGGCAGUUCUGCCAACUAAACAGCAGCCAUACAGCUCCAUCAACUAUUGCUGAUUAUGAGUUCCAAGCUGUUAUAAACCUUUUUGAACUGGAGAUUUUUCAGCUGUUUCUCAACAACCUCAGCUUUCCAAUAUCAAUCAGCAACACCAGUGAAAUUUCCAGCAUAAACACUACAACAGUGUGUUCAACUAAUAUAACUGAGUACCACUGCAGGUGUGAGAAGAACUUUGCUUGGUCUUAUAACAACAGAGUUUGUGAUGGCAUUCUUGGUGACACAUGUGGCUGCAUUAAUGACCUCCCAGCUGAUGGCCAGUUCUGCCAACUAAACAGCAGCCAAACAGCUGAAAAAGUUAUAAGAGUGUUUGCUGGUGAACACAUGAACGCAACCUGUGGCCCUCCUCCUCAAGACCUCAAUUUUAGUGUGAACAUAAGGACAGAGUGGACACACAACGGUAGAGUCAUUGAUGAUAGGAAAUUGGAGGAAGGAAAAUCGGUCCUAAAGAUUCCUUCUUUUUUUCCACUGAAUGAUGGGAUUUAUGUGUGUAAACUCAUACGGGCAGACAACUCCAGUUUUAAACAGAACAUAAGAAUCACAUCCAUUCCGAUCCCCCAGAUCAAUGUGAAUCCAGUCACCAAGUCAGUGGAAUGUGGGACAAAUGCUUCUACCAUACUAGUGUGCUAUGUCGACGGUACCUACAAAGUUAGACUUUUAUACAAAGGUGAAGAGGUUGCUAACGGAACUGGCUAUACCAACUAUACCUACUAUGUAUCGGACUGUGAAAAAACAGAGGAAAAGUUCACCUGUCAAUCAGUGACAUCACCACCAUUUACAAAGGAUAUCACACUGAUAUUAACUGCAUCAGAAAAUAUUACAUGUAGAGAUGGAAAGUUUGGUGAUGGACCAGUACAAUUUAAGGCUGUGGUGGGCUGCAGUGGGGGCAAAGUGGGAGAAGAAACAGCCGUUUGUCAGCCUAAUAGUAAAUAUGGACAAAUCGAAGACAACUGCAUCCUUCAAGUUAUAAAGAACCUUCUGGAUCAGUCUGAGGUGUUGGAUGCAAUUACACUCCCACUGUUCUUAGAGCAACUCAGCAAUGCAACAGUUAACUUCACAGAUGAAGUAACUCAGUCUCCAGCAAACACUGAUGCCAUUGUAAGAAUCCUUAGUAAUGUAGCCAAUGCAUCAUCAUCAUUAAAAAUUGAAAUAGAGCAACAUUCCAUGUUGAACAUCCUGGAAACUGUAGGCACUCUCACUAUUGAGAAGGCAAAGAGUUCGUGGGAUACCCUUAACAAGAAGGACACUGAAGCACUAAAUCCGAACAUUAAAGUAAAAAGAGCCAGCUCUUCACUGUUGUACUCUUUGGAAAUAUUCACCAGCCAUCUAGUUAAUAAAUCUUUCAACAUUUCCACACGUUAUAUUCGCUUGAACAAAACUACAAUAGCGAAGACUUUCAAGCAGGAUUUUAACUCCUCAGUGGAAAUAGAAAUUGCUGAAACUGGUGAAGGAAAUCAAUCUAUAACCGUUGUAAUAUUUGCUUCCAUGGAUAAUGUACUUCCUGCUAAAUAUAAAGACAAUUCAUCCAAUGUUAUCAAUGGAAAGGUUGCACUUCUACGGCCUAAAUCUGAAAUCAAAAAUAUUUAUUUAACAUUUGAUAUCUUAGACAGUGGCCUGGGAAAACCUAAAUGUGUUUUCUGGGAUUUUAACCUCUUUGAGGGUCUUGGAGGAUGGAAUGAUGAUGGCUGCAUCCUUGUAUUCAAUGAGAAUGGAAUGAUACGCUGCAACUGCAACCACACCACCACAUUUUCUAUUCUUAUGUCACCUCACCAUCCUAAGGAUCCUGCACUAACGUAUUUAACAUAUAUGGGAGUGGGGAUUUCCAUGGGUUCCUUAAUUAUAUGUCUCAUUAUUGAAGGCAUCGUAUGGAAAACUAUAGGGGACAACGUGACAUCGUACUUGCGUCACGUCUCCAUCAUUAACAUUGCAGUGUCCCUCCUGAUUGCAAACAUUUGGUUCAUCAUUGGAGCAGCUAUUUCAGAUGCGGACAAGAAAAACCCACCAGCUUGCACAGCAGCUACCUUCUUUAUCCACUUUUUCUACCUCGCCAUGUUCUUCUGGAUGUUAGCAUCAGCCCUGCUGUUGCUCUACCGGACAGUCAGUGUCUUUGAUAGAGGGCUGUCUAAAAUGUCCAUGUUGGUCAUUGGAUUUUCUUUAGGAUAUGGUGCACCACUGAUCAUUGCAUCAUUAACUAUAGCUACAACUGCUUCCUCAGAUCGUUACAUCUCAAAUGGUGUCUGUUGGCUCAACUGGGACGGUUCCAAAGCUCUGCUUGCCUUUGUGAUCCCUGCACUUAUGAUAGUGGCCAUAAAUUUGAUCAUCCUGAUUGUGGUGUUAUACAAAAUAUUGACAAGAAGUGUAGGGGGAAAUGCUGCCCAAGCAAGAGAGAAACAUGUUCUGGUGGUUAUUGCCAGGAGUUUGGCUGUACUAAUGCCAAAUUUCGGACUGACUUGGGGAUUGGGAAUUGGAACCAUGGUUGCCCCUAAAAACACUGGAAUCCAUUUGGCUUUUGCGUUCUUCAAUUCACUGCAGGGUUUCUUCAUUUUGAUAUUUGGGCCACUGUUGGACAAAAAAGCACUAUCAAUGAUAACAUUGAAAUUCUCCCGUCAGAAUAAAACAAACACCAACAGUGUCAAAUCCUUUUUCGGUCUGGCAAAUUUGAUCCGGAAGUUAAAAAGAGGAGCAGGUUCUUUAAGAGGCUACGUUCGGUCCUCUAACGAGUUGAGUGAUUGAUCCUCAAACAAUUGGUAUUUGCAGAUGACUCCUGCCUAUCCGGAAAGUCAAUCAACUGAGCAAAAAUACUAUUUACAAUAAAUUCAACAAUAGUUCAAUUUAUGUUGUUAUUAAAAAUGUAUGUUUGAUUUUAUUUGUUCAUAUUGAAGGUGACAACAAAAGGGACAAUAUACUGUUUUAUAUUGUUUUGUCAAAAUCAAUUGUGGCAAUUAAAAGAAAACAUUUAGAAUGGACUUUGGGGUCUUUCAAUUGUUACAAUGUGGGCGUAUAGCUGAAAAGUGAGUGCUGCUGUUUCUAGAUUACGGAAAGAACUAUUUUUCCAUUUACAUUAUGCAAACCUGAACACAUGUGAGUACAGUAAUCAAUAUCUAUAAUGUACUUUACAAUUUUUUUCUUUAAGAAAAUUUAGAAAUAAGAAAAUUGUUUAUUGAGUUUUCUGAUGAUAUUGUUAUUUGAAUUCAA
Molecule: messenger RNA, 3696 nt
Organism: Fundulus heteroclitus (mummichog)
Lineage: Eukaryota; Metazoa; Chordata; Actinopteri; Cyprinodontiformes; Fundulidae
Product: adhesion G protein-coupled receptor F5
Exons: 16
Coding region: 1-3234 (1077 amino acids)
Biological process (GO): G protein-coupled receptor signaling pathway; cell surface receptor signaling pathway
Cellular component (GO): membrane
Molecular function (GO): G protein-coupled receptor activity
Source: RefSeq, a predicted model, not a curated record